Messenger RNA from Jatropha curcas, 4553 nucleotides. NCBI's taxonomy places the organism in Eukaryota, Viridiplantae, Streptophyta, Magnoliopsida, Malpighiales, Euphorbiaceae. The record is from RefSeq and is a predicted model, not a curated record.
UAGUGGUUCUGUUUCCUUCCUCGAGCAAAUAAUUUGUCCUAUUUAUGAGACAAUGGCAGCGGAAGCAGAAAGAAACAAUAAUGGAAAAGCUGCACAUUCAGCAUGGCGGAAUUAUGAUGACUUCAAUGAAUAUUUUUGGUCACCUGCUUGCUUUGAGUUGAACUGGCCUAUGAGAAAGGAUUCAUCAUUUUUGUCUAAGCCUAGAAAGCGGAAACGGACUGGUAAAAGCACUUUUGUUGAGCACCGUACAUUUCUCCACCUAUAUCGGAGUUUCCAUCGACUCUGGAUCUUUUUAUUUUUGAUGUUCCAGGCAUUGACAAUUAUAGCCUUCAACCAUGGGCGUAUCAAUUUGGAUACCUUUAAAGAAAUACUUAGCACUGGACCUUCAUUUGCUAUCAUGAACUUCAUAGAAAGCUGCUUAGAUGUCCUGCUUAUGUUCGGGGCUUACACUACAGCGAGAGGCAUGGCUAUUUCAAGGCUUGUUAUUAGGUUUUUCUGGUGGGGCUUGAGUUCAGUGUUCAUUAUAUAUGUCUAUGUGAAGGUUCUGGAGGAAAGACAUCAACAGAACUCAGAUUCAUUCUAUUUUCGGUUAUAUGUACUUGUGUUGGGUGUUUAUGCAGCUUUGCGCUUGGUCCUUGCACUGUUACUGAAAUUUCCAGCUUGCCAUACUUUGUCCGAGAUGUCUGAUCAAUCAUUCUUUCAAUUUUUUAAGUGGAUUUAUCAGGAACGGUAUUUUGUUGGGCGUGGUCUUUUUGAGAAAAUAACUGAUUAUUGCAGGUAUGUCAUGUUUUGGUUGCUAAUCCUCGUUUGCAAAUUUACAUUUGCAUACUUUCUCCAGAUUAGACCUCUUGUCAAACCCACCGAUACUAUCAUAAACCUUCAUAGUGUGGAAUACUCAUGGCAUGAUUUGAUAUCAAAGAAGAAUAAUCAUGCCUUGACCAUUGCUAGCCUAUGGGCACCUGUCGUGGCUAUUUAUCUCAUGGAUAUCCACAUAUUCUACACUGUCUUAUCAGCAAUUGUGGGAGGCAUAAUGGGUGCACGGGCUCGUUUAGGCGAGAUACGCUCACUUGAAAUGGUGCAUAAACGUUUUGAGAGCUUCCCAGAGGCAUUUGCUAAGAAUCUUGUCUCUCCUCAAGCAAAAAGGAUGCCAUUCAAUAGACAUGCAUCUCAGGACUCUCAAGAUACAAACAAAGAGUAUGCAGCCAUGUUUGCUCCUUUCUGGAAUGAUAUAAUCAAAAGCUUGCGUGAAGAAGAUUUUAUAAGCAAUAGGGAGAUGGACUUGCUUUCAAUUCCUAGUAAUACAGGAAGUUUGAGAUUAGUUCAAUGGCCUUUGUUUCUUCUGAGUAGUAAGAUCUUGUUGGCAGUUGAUUUGGCUUUGGACUGUAAAGAUACUCAGGCAGAUUUGUGGAACAGAAUAUGCAGGGAUGAGUACAUGGCAUAUGCAGUUCAGGAGUGCUACUACAGUGUUGAAAAAAUUUUGCACUCUCUGGUUGAUGGUGAAGGGCGACUAUGGGUUGAAAGGAUCUUUCGUGAGAUCAACAAUAGUAUAUUGGAGGAUUCACUACUUGUAACUUUAUCACUUAAGAAGCUUCCUCAAGUGGUGCAGAAAUUUACUGCACUAACUGGACUCCUGAUACGAGAUCAACCUGAACUAGCUAAGGGUGCUGCAAAUGCUUUGUUUCAGCUAUAUGAGGUUGUAACGCAUGAUCUGAUGUCAGCUGAUCUGAGAGAGCAGCUUGAUACGUGGAACAUUGUGGCAAGAGCAAGAAAUGAAGGGCGCCUGUUUUCCACAAUUCAAUGGCCUACAGAUUCAGAAAUUAAAGAGCAGGUGAAGCGGUUGCAUCUUCUUCUUACCGUAAAGGACAAUGCUGCCAAUAUUCCUAAGAAUCUUGAAGCCAGAAGAAGAUUACAGUUCUUCACAAAUUCACUAUUUAUGGAUAUGCCUCAAGCAAAGCCAGUUUCUGAAAUUAUACCUUUUAGCGUCUUCACUCCGUACUACAGUGAGACUGUACUUUAUAGUUACUCUGAGUUGCGAGAUGAAAAUGAGGAUGGAAUAUCAAUUCUUUUCUAUCUUCAGAAAAUUUUUCCAGAUGAAUGGGAGAAUUUUUUGGAAAGGAUUGGUAGAGGAGAGUCUACUGGGGAUGUUGAUUUUCAGAAAAAUUCUGGUGAUACUUUGGAACUUCGUUUUUGGGCAUCCUAUCGAGGGCAGACUCUUGCUCGAACUGUACGUGGUAUGAUGUAUUAUAGAAGGGCUUUAAUGUUGCAGAGCUUUUUGGAAAGGAGAUCAUUAGGAGUGGAUGAUUAUUCUCAGACAGAGUUCUUCACCACCCAAGGUUUUGAACUAUCACGUGAAUCAAGGGCUCAAGCUGACUUGAAAUUCACUUAUGUAGUCUCAUGCCAAAUUUAUGGGCAACAAAAGCAACGGAAGGAUAAAGAGGCUGCUGAUAUUGCUCUUCUGUUGCAGCGGAAUGAGGCACUUCGAGUUGCCUUCAUACAUACAGAGGAGAGUGGUGCUGCUGAUGGAAAGGCUUCUAAGGAAUUUUAUUCCAAGCUUGUUAAAGCUGAUAUACAUGGAAAAGAUCAGGAAAUAUAUUCGAUAAAACUUCCUGGAGAUCCGAAGCUUGGAGAAGGGAAGCCUGAAAACCAAAACCAUGCUAUAAUUUUUACUCGUGGGGAAGCCAUUCAAACUAUUGACAUGAACCAGGAUAACUAUCUUGAAGAGGCACUGAAGAUGAGAAAUCUUCUUGAGGAAUUUCAAGCAAAACAUGGCAUUCGACCUCCCACUAUUCUUGGUGUAAGGGAACAUGUUUUUACUGGAAGUGUUUCAUCUUUAGCUUGGUUUAUGUCCAAUCAAGAGACUAGUUUUGUGACAUUGGCACAGCGCGUGUUAGCAAACCCUCUCAAAGUUCGCAUGCACUAUGGCCAUCCAGAUGUUUUUGAUCGAAUAUUUCACAUAACUCGAGGUGGCAUUAGCAAGGCAUCACGUGUAAUUAAUAUUAGUGAAGAUAUAUUUGCAGGGUUUAACUCCACAUUAAGGCAAGGGAAUGUUACUCACCAUGAAUACAUUCAGGUUGGAAAGGGAAGAGAUGUUGGGUUGAACCAGAUUGCUCUUUUUGAAGGGAAAGUGGCUGGAGGAAAUGGAGAGCAAGUCCUUAGCAGGGAUGUGUAUAGGCUCGGACAACUUUUUGAUUUCUUCAGAAUGCUUUCUUUUUAUUUCACAACUGUUGGGUACUAUCUUUGCACAAUGAUGACAGUCCUUACAGUGUACAUAUUCUUGUAUGGAAGGGUCUACCUGGCUUUCUCAGGGCUUGAUAGUGCAAUUGCAACUGAAGCGAAGCUAUUAGGUAACACAGCUUUAGAUGCUGUUUUGAAUGCACAAUUCUUGGUCCAGAUUGGGGUUUUUACUGCAGUCCCCAUGAUAAUGGGCUUUAUACUGGAAUUAGGAUUGCUGAAGGCUGUGUUUAGCUUUGUUACAAUGCAACUUCAGUUGUGUUCAGUCUUCUUCACAUUCUCUUUGGGCACUAAAACUCAUUAUUUCGGACGUACAAUCCUCCAUGGAGGUGCAAAAUACAGAGCAACUGGUAGAGGCUUUGUGGUCCGUCACAUCAAAUUUGCUGAAAAUUAUAGGCUUUACUCAAGAAGUCAUUUUGUUAAAGCGUAUGUGAUCCUUGAUGAUUGGACCAGCUGGCUUCUGUACAGAGGUGGGGUAGGGGUAAAAGGAGAUGAUAGCUGGGAAUCAUGGUGGAAUGAAGAACAGAUGCAUAUCCAAACUUUGAGAGGCCGCAUAUUGGAAACAAUAUUAAGCUUACGGUUCUUCAUGUUUCAAUAUGGCAUUGUAUACAAGCUCCAUCUCACAGGAAAGGACACAUCUCUUGCGAUCUAUGGCUUCUCCUGGGUUGUAUUGAUUGGCAUAGUCAUGAUAUUUAAGAUUUUUACCUUUAGCCCCAAAAAAUCAGACAACUUCCUUGAGAAAUAUGUCAACUUUAAGCUAUUCAUGCGAUUCAUGCAAGGAGUCACAGCACUAGGACUUAUUGCUGCCGUUUGCCUUGUUGUUGCCUUCACCAAUCUGUCGAUUGCAGACCUUUUUGCUAGCAUACUGGCGUUUAUUCCUACUGGAUGGGCCAUGUUAUGUUUGGCUAUCACUUGGAAAAAGGUGGUAUGGAGUCUAGGGCUGUGGGACUCGGUGCGGGAGUUUGCCAGAAUGUACGAUGCUGGGAUGGGUGUCAUCAUUUUUGCUCCUAUUGCUUUCUUAUCAUGGUUUCCAUUCAUUUCUACCUUCCAGUCUCGCCUUCUCUUCAACCAAGCGUUUAGUCGUGGGCUGGAGAUCUCUCUUAUCCUUGCUGGAAACAAAGCCAACGUUGAUGCCUGAUUUUUUACCUUCCUAUUUGUUGUGGAUUCUAGAUGAAACAGCUCUUGCUGCUUUUUUUUCUAUUAUUAUUAAGUAGGAUUCUGUAUGGCUGUGCAUAUGUAAGAAAUGGAAAUGUACAAGUAAACUAGAAAAGUUUCUUUUUUUCCCCCAAUUUGGUUGAAGAUAAAUAUUGAGUCUAGCAAAA